Musca domestica (house fly) is the source of this 967-nucleotide messenger RNA. RefSeq names its product spermidine synthase. Gene Ontology annotation, cellular component: cytosol. Lineage: Eukaryota; Metazoa; Arthropoda; Insecta; Diptera; Muscidae. The record is from RefSeq and is a predicted model, not a curated record. Bases 18 to 893 code for a protein of 291 amino acids. Gene Ontology annotation, biological process: spermidine biosynthetic process. Gene Ontology annotation, molecular function: spermidine synthase activity. The transcript has 2 exons.
GGCAAACUAGUAACACAAUGGACGCAAUACAACACGGUUGGUUUAGUGAAAUACAAAAUGAAUUAUGGCCGGGUCAAAGUUUCUCUUUAAAAGUGAAAACUGUUCUUCACAAAGAAAAAUCAAAGUUUCAAGACAUACUCAUAAUUGAUACGGAAACAUAUGGAAGAUGCCUUAUUCUAGAUGGAAUUAUUCAGUGCACUACACGAGACGAAUUUUCUUAUCAAGAAAUGAUAUCAUUUAUACCACUUUGUUCUCAUCCAAAUCCAGAAAAAGUACUAAUUGUUGGGGGUGGUGAUGGAGGUGUAGCACGUGAAGUUGCAAAACAUCCAAAAGUCAAGGAAAUUCACCAAGUUGAAAUAGACGAUCGUGUCGUGGACUUAUCAAAAAAGUUUCUUCCAGAAAUGGCCAGGGGAUUCGAUAGCCCGAAGUUGAAACUAGUUAUCGGCGAUGGAUUCAAAUACAUGAAAGAUCAUAAAGACGAAUUCGAUGUAAUAAUUACAGAUAGUUCAGAUCCAAUUGGACCAGCGGAAAGUCUUUUCAAAGAGAGCUAUUAUGGCCUAAUGAAAACAGCUUUAAGAGUAGGUGGAAUAGUGUGCUCGCAAGGUGGAAGCUUUUGGCUCGACCCAAGUCAUGUAAAAGAGGUUAUGACCGGUUGCCGAGUUCAUUUCCCUAAUGUAUCUUAUGCUGUUACAUCAAUUCCAUCCUACCCUUGUGGACAUAUUGGUUUUGUAGUUGGGUGCUUAGACCAAAAACUUAAUCUUAAUACUCCUAAACAAUUAUUUUCUUCUAAAGAAAUUGAUGAAAUGGAUUUGAAGUACUACUCAAGUUCCAUUCAUACGGCUUCUUUCAAUCUUCCUAGAUGGGUCCACAAAUACUUUUACGAAUCACAGUAGGCUCCCUGUUUACAUAAAACAAACAUACUUAUAACAACAUUUUAAACGAAAUUAAAUAAAAUAUUGAAUGACAA